AAUCUAGAUCUGUUGUAGAAAAGUUUGAGGUUUAGUCGAAUGUAGAUCUACUAUCUAGAUCUAGCUUACCUUUACUUAAGAACCGACCUUGGUCUGUUGAAGAACUUUGCUAUCACAAUCACAUGACCAACACCACUGCUUAGAUUCAAAGAGGAAGCUGUAUUCUUUACCAUGAAUUUGGUCAUUGUGGUGUGACUUUGAAAAUGUUUAAGUUUUUCAAGUCUAAAUUGGUGCAUGCUGAAUAAUGCUGGAUGAAUUGAAGAUGUUUCGUCCACGAAAGAAAGUGCUGAUAGCUCUUUUAAUAGUGGGAGCCAUUCCUGUGUGUCUUAUGAUGUAUCUACUAGUAAAUGAAGACACUCUGUACCCCACCUACAAUGACAAGUCCAUGAGUCAGACUGAAUUAAAAAUUGUGGAGAGAAUGCAUGAGGUGGAAGAGCAGAACUUAGCUUUGCGCAAACAGCUGAGCCAAAAUCAGAAUGAACUUCUAAGACUCCAAAUGACGUUAGCAGCUACCAAUGACUCUAACUCCUCUGCAAAGUUUAAAUGUGUUAACGCGGAGCCAGAUGUGCCAAAGUGUGAGGUGAUCCAUGUGGCCAUAGUCUGUGCCGGUCACAAUGCUACAAGGGAUGUUGUCACGCUCAUCAAAUCUGUUUUGUUUUAUCGACGCAACCCACUGCACUUUCAUUUCCUGUCUGAUGAUGUCGCUGAACUGAUACUGCGCAAAUUAUUUCAAACGUGGAAUGUCGCCGAGGUUCAAAUCAGUUUUUAUCCAGCAGAUUCUGUAAAGCCUGAUAUUUCAUGGAUUCCGAACCGACAUUACUCUGGUGUCUACGGUUUAAUGAAAUUGACUCUGCCCAAAACUUUGCCUUCAGACAUGAACAAGGUGAUUGUAUUAGACACAGAUGUGACGCUUGCUACUGAUAUUGCAGAAUUGUGGAAAAUUUUCAGAGUACUUCGUGGGAAACAGGCUAUUGGUCUUGUGGAGAACCAAAGUGAUUGGUAUCUGGGCAAGUUGUGGAAAAAUCACAGACCAUGGCCUGCUCUGGGUCGAGGCUUUAACACUGGUGUCAUACUACUGGACUUAAAAAUGCUGAGGGAAAUCGGCUGGAUGCAAAUGUGGCGUCUGAUUGCAGAGAAAGAAUUGAUGAGCUUGCUAUCUGUGUCUCUAGCUGAUCAGGAUAUCUUCAAUGCUGUGAUCAAACAACAUGACUACCUGGUGUACAGGCUGCCAUGUCAGUGGAAUGUACAACUUAGCAUGAACACCCAAAGUGAGCAGUGCUACAGUGAAGUCUCAGAUCUUAAAAUUAUUCACUGGAAUUCCCCGAUGAAGCUGAAAGUAAAGAACAAGCAUGUGGAGUUUUUCCGUAACAUGUACUUGACAUUCUUGGAAUAUGAUGGGAACUUGUUGAGGCGGGAGUUGUUUGGCUGUUCCAACAGCACAUCCAAUCAAACACAGGAUGUUGUGAUAAAUGACCAUCUUGAGGAUGAUGACUGCUAUGAUUUUCGCUCUGAGAGAGAACUUGUCCACCGGACUCACCUGUACUACUUGGACUACAAAGUGUCCAGCAUCAGUGAGGAUGAUGUGACAUUAGUCUUACAGCUGUCCAUGGACAGGCUUCAGAUGCUUGAGAUGAUAUGCAAACAUUGGGAGGGUCCAAUCGCCAUUGCCCUAUACAUGUCGGACGCUGAGGCACAGCAGUUCUUACGUUACGCCAUGGGCUCUGAGACUAUUAUGUCCCGCAAGAAUAUAGGCUACCACAUUGUAUAUAGGGAAGGGCAAUUUUACCCGGUCAACUAUUUACGUAACAUUGCCAUCUCCCAAGUGAGGACUCCGUACAUGUUUCUCUCCGACAUUGACUUCCUGCCAAUGUACGGUCUGUAUGAAUACUUGAAGAAAGCUAUUCCAAUGACUGAGCUGGCUACUCAUAAGAAGGCUUUGGUUGUGCCUGCGUUUGAGACGCAACGCUAUCGACUUCAGUUUCCCAAGUCCAAGACAGAAUUGCUGUCCAUGUUAGACAUGGGCACACUCUUUACUUUCAGAUAUCACGUUUGGCCGAAGGGGCAUGAGUCAACUAAUUUUGCUAAAUGGAGGACAGCUACGACCCCCUACACUGUGCGCUGGGCGCUGGACUUUGAACCCUAUGUAGUUGUUGCCAAAGACAUUCCACUCUAUGACCAGAGGUUCCUUGGUUUUGGCUGGAACAAGGUCUCUCACAUCAUGGAGCUAGAUGCUCAAGGAUAUGAGUUUGUUGUCCUUCCCAAUGCAUUUAUUAUUCAUAUGCCUCACGCCCCAAGUUUUGACAUUGCCAAGUUCAGAUCUAGUUCCUUGUAUAGGAAAUGUUUAAAAAUAUUGAAAGGCGAAUUUCAGCGAGACCUUUCCAAGAAAUACGGAAUUAAAGCAUUGAAAUAUUUGUCUGUGGAUUAAGCUCAGGGAAUCAACCGUUAUUUUGAGAAUCUCUAGUCAGGAAAGCAUCAAGAUUCUUGUACAGACAGUUUAGAACUGUGUUCUAGGAGGUUGUUCUGAGAUUUGGAACUGUUGUCUGGAAGGUUAUUCUGAGAUUUUUACCUGGAGGUUAUUCUGAGAUUUUGACCUGGAGACCUUGUAUGUGCUCAAAACAACUGCCCAAACCUUGAUAGUGAGAUUAUUUGUAAGAUUACUUAUAGCUAGUCAACUAUCAUUUUUUAAUUGGGGUAGGACUACAUAUAAACAUUUAUGAAGUGGAUUGUGUCAUUUCCUCUCAGCAUUAAAUAAUGUUUUACACAUUUAGUCAUUGUUGGUGUUAUAGUAAACUCAUGGAACAUGAUUUCCAACUUCUGUAUAACUUUUAUGUGUUUAUAGCUUUUAUGACUUUAUAACUUUUAUAGCCUUUAUGUUCUAACUCAAAAUCCAGAAAAAAUGCUGGCUAUCUGACUCUUGCCUUCUUGUCUUGCUUAUAGCAAGAAUGCCCUUUGAAAUGAUUUGAUGUGUAUUAUUUAGCAUAAUAAUGUUUAAUUAAUGUAAAGAAAGCCCAUGAAUACAUUCAAGUCUGCUAAAUGAUAUUUUGAGCUUAAGAAAUUGUUUGAAGAAAAAUUUUGUGGCUAUUUACGCCUUGAGAGACAAUUCAGUUUGUGACUUCUCCUGUGACUGAAGCUGAAGAGCUUAAUCAUUGAUACACAUGUACAGCCACAGGUUAGGCAUAUGCUUUCCAUCAGUGAAACCUAUUCUAAAAUCAAGUAAAGAGCUUUAAUGACAGACAUUUAGCUCUUAAUCUCCGUAAUUAUUUUUCAUGUUCUGACGGAAUUGUUCAUUUUUCACAUUUGAAUAUUCUACCUUGUUAUCAUAAAACUUAAAUAACAUUUUUGUUUGUAAUAAGAAAAUAUUACUUUUGGACUUUUGGUAGUAUAGAAUUUUAGAAGAAUGCAUGCUUUUUAUAUGUAACACAAAUUAUAGUUUAUAAAAACAAAAAUUAAUUUAAUUUGAUGGGAUCAAAUCAACAAUGGUAUCGUUAAUUAGGAGAAAAGAAUUCAUUACAUAGGCAUUGUCACAUGCUGAAUGAAGCUAGUCUUGAUUGGUCAUGUACUGUGUUGAUAUUGCCUUGUAUUUACACUGGUCAACGAUGGAAUGAACUGUUGUGAUGAACUUUUGCAUAUCUUCUGAUGAUAAAUUCUGUGAUGACAUUCUAUGUGUGGUGAUACAUGAUUAGACCAAAUUGUAGUGUUUGCAAGUCAUAAGCUUUUGAACUGAAGGAAACAAGAUCACAUUUAUUUUUUAAAACUGUCAACAACUUCACCAGUACAUGUCAAUGUUAUAUGUAUAAAUUUUAAUAGUGUCCCAUGAGACAAAAGUGAUAUUUAGAAGUGUCUAUAUUUUUAUUUCAUUUAACCCGUCAAUUUCUAUUGCGAUAGAAUGCAGGUUUUCGGUAGAAAGUUACUAGCAGUUUUUAAACAGUUCAUGUCUCACUCUAAAUUAGAAGAAAGAGGUAUACAUUUUUUAAAAACAUCUUUUUUUUUAAUUGCUUUUUUGUUUUUGUAUUCUUAUAAUAAUAUAAAAAAAAAUUUCUUUUUGCUUAGGAGUUAGAAUCAAUAAUUAAAUCCAGGGGCAUUGUGGCCAAGUGGUAAAGUGUCUGGUUUAUCUGCAUUUAAUUUUUAAUGUACUACAAGAAAUCAGAAAUAGUGAAUCUUACAUUAGAUAAUCUAACUUUUUCGCCUUUUUUUCCCCUCAAAAACACCUGCGCAACAUUAAAUAUGGCCCUCCAAAAACACCUGCGCAACAUUAAAUAUGGAUUCAUACAAUUGUUAGAUUAUAAAAAGCAAAAAUAAAAAACAAAUCUGAUUAAAUAUUCUUAAUAGCCUUAUAAUGAAAAUUGUAAUUUCAUUACUUUCCUGGAAAUAAGAUAUUGAUUCAUACAAACAAUCAAAACUUUUGGAAAAUGUUUUUUGUUUUUUUUUAGUUCAUUAUGCUUUUAGCUUUGUUGACAAUUAAUAUCAUGUAGUAGGCCAUUGUGACUAAUUGUCAUCAAACCCAGUCAGAAUAUUUCUGGUGAUCCAUCAAGUUCCAUUUGUGUGCUAAUCUGACCACUGUAUAAAGUACCUCAUUAUUUAAUUCAUUCAGUAACAAUAUUUGUUACUUAUCGACUUGUUAUAAUAUUUGUUGCUUACACUGUCAUCAUAACUUUGUAUUCACUCUACAUCUACAUCUUAUGAUUUGAUCUAAGAGAAUCUAGUUCAGUUGAUAUUAGGAAUGGGUGGAAACUUUUGGUUUUAUUUAUUUUGUGGAUUGUAUUUAAUAUUGUGAAGUGGAAUUUAUCCUUCAAUGUUCACUCGGAGAUUAUCAAAUUGUGUCCAACGUUUUUAUUAGCAUAAUAGUAAUACAGCGCCUGGACAUUGUUUGAUCGACUUCUCUCCACAUAGUUUAAUAUACUUCUCUUCCAUUUCCUUUUUUUCUCCGUAAAGUAAAAUUUUGUUUAUUAAUUGAACUAAACUUUGGUUUAGCUUGGUGUUUAUUUGUUUAACUAAAGUUUUGUAUGUAGUCAACUAACUAAAAAAGGUUUUUAUUUGGUCCACUAAUCUAAAGUUUUUAUUUAAUGAAGCAAAUUUUUUAUUUGUUUAACUAAAGUUUUUAUGUGGACAACCAAACUAAAGUUUUUAUUUGGUUAACAAAGAUAGCAUUUUUAUUUGGUCCACAAAUCUGAAAAAUUUGUUUUCUCAACUAGACUUUUUAUUUGGUCAUUUGGGUUUGAAUCCUGGUGAACACUGGGAUUUUUAACUUCAGGAUCUUUGGACACUUCUAAGUCCACCCAGCUCUAAUGGAUACCUGACAUUAGUUGGGGAAAGUAAAGGCGGAUGGUCAUUGUGUUGGCCACAUGACACCCUUGUUAACCAUGGGCCACAGAAACAGAUGACCUUUACAUCAUCUGCCCUAUAGAUUGCACUGUCUUUAAGGAGUACUUUACUUUAUAUAGUGUGGAAUAAAUGAAAAGACUUUUAUGUUGAAGAGAAUGUAGAAAUUUUUGUGUUUGUUAUGAUUAUCAAGUACAUCAAACUAAUCUGUGUAUUCCUAAAUUAAUGUCUUGGACUCGUCAGGUUGUGAAUAGUAGAUAACAGUAUCAGAGGUAUUUGUGUAUUUAUUUUGAGUGGUAAGGGGGGCCUGCCAUUGAAGGAGGUUCUAAACAGGGCAAGGGACAGGGAGGAAUGGAGAAAGACGGUAGACGAGUCUUGCUUGGUGCCCUAACGGUCCAACAGACUAAUGAUAGGUAAAAAAAGGGUGCCAUUAAGCUAUGAAGAUAAUUAUCUUGGUUGUUUGGAAGUAAACCUUGGUUUUACACAGAUAAAUCAAAAGAUAAUGGAAACUUUGGUGAUCAUUGGAGAUUUUCACGAUAAACUAAACAAUUUCAAGGACGCUAAAUUGAACUUCAAAAUUGCCAACUCAAUAACAGUUAAGCAGAAGAGCUUCAAAGUUCUUGUUUCUGCAGUUCUAAAAUGUGCACACAAAAUCAUCAUGUAACACUUUUAAAACAUAGUUUAACAUUUUUUUUGACUCCAGAUACACCAAAUAAAAAACUAUUUUUAGGUUUUCCACAAUGUGUGUGUGUAUGUUGUUUCAUGAAGAACUUGAUAAUUUGUUGUCCUUUUUUUUUUCUUUCAUUAACUCCUUAAGUAGUGUCAUUGUUUUUUAAUUUUUUUUUUAUUAGAGAUCUUUUUACCUCAAUACGUUAUUAGUAUUUGUCAACAAUAAAAAAAACAACCUAGAACAACUUGUUAACCUAACAGGGGUGACGUGGCCAGCAUUUGUCUGCCUUUCUUAUUGUUUUGAUUUAAACAUUUUUUGUUUUCAUAAAGAGACCUGGAGUUACGUUUCUUCAUUCAUCCUUGCUCUCAACAGGUUCCUGCUCUCAACGGGUUCCUGCUCUCAAUGGGUUCCUGCUCUCAACAGGUUCCUGCCAUCAACAGGUUCCUGCUAUCACUGGGAAUAGGUGGGGGGGAGAAGAGUAAAGAAUAAAGUUGUUUUUGCAACAUGAUUUCCACAUAUACUGUUGGCCACAAUAACUGGGGAACUUUGCAUCACUUACUUCUUUUUAUAUUGGACUUGUAUAUUACCUUGUAUUGUAUACCUCUUCAUGUAACUUGUGUAUUCAGCUACCAACUUUUUAACAUUUUAAAGUUGGCAGCUUAUUUUGUUUUUAAAUCCAUUCUGUGAAAUCAGAGCUUUCAUUCCCAUCCAACCAGCAAUGUUAUGGUAUGUGACAUGUAGCAAUAUUAAACAAUGUUAUUUCUAUGGACAAGUCUUUGUAACUGUGUGAACUCAGACUGCUGACCUAGUAAAUAGAUCUAAAUCUUGUUGCCACUUUGGUUUGUUUUCAAAGUCCAGACUUUUAUUUUUAUAUUGAAAUGAUUUUUAAGACUGGUGACAUUCAGAUUUUUAAUAAGACCUGAGUCGUUUAACUGCUGGGAUUGUCUAGUUAAUGAGACUUGUCCAUUCAUGGACUACUUCCCCUAUGUGACUUAAAUUAAUAUAUGUUAAUGUGACCUUGUGACCUUAUGUUUUUGACUUUGUUAUAGAAGACUGUGCACUUUGUAGCUGGACAAUAUGAGGACUUUGUAGCAGGGCAAACUGUGCACUUUGUAGCUGGACAGUAUUGGGAGGGACUUUGUAGCAGGGCAAACUGUGCACUUUGUAGUUGGACUGUAUGGGGAGGGACUUUGUAGCAGGAAAAACUUUUGAUUUGUAGAAUAAUGAAUUCUUGCCAAGCCCUUUUGGUUUUCUUCAUGCAUUCUCAACUAUCUUCUAUAUCAUUGACUCAAAGGCAUGUUAACUUCAAUAGAUUCCAGUCUAGUAUGUAUUAUAUUGUGUCAAAUAUUUGGACAGACUAUCUCUCUAUGCCUCUUGUUGUUUAUGGUGGUAAACAUCUAUAUCAUGAGAUCUAGAGCUAUGUUUUGACUUUGUUAUUGUGAACAAUGUUCAAUAGUAUUUAGCCAAAAAAUAAUGCUUAUUACUGUAUGUUUUGAUUUUCUGUAAAAAAAAAUUUCAUGAUAUAUGCAUCCUUAUACUAUUUAGACAAAUACUCUAGCCCAUUUUUUUCUUGUCAUAUUUGACAAAUUUGGGCCAUUAAAAUUGGACCUUUUGGUUUUAGUUUGAUUUGUUGUCUGUGUCUGGCUUUUAAUGGGUAGGGCUAUAAUUUUUUUUUCAAGCUUUGAGUUAAUUCAUUUUUUUGUAGGAACCAAAUUUGAUGUAACAGCUAUCUUGGACUUCCUGUCAUGUCAUUGGCCAGAUUUUAAUGCGUUAGUUUGUUCAAUGUAGAAAUAUUUUUAAAAAUUUGUUUUUUACUUCAUGUUACAUUUCUAUGAACAAAUGAAUCAAAAUGGUCAACAUUUUUUUUUUUCUUUCCUGAGUUACAAGGCCAGAGAUUUUAUUCAGACGGAAACUUGUAAUCUACAUUUAAUAAAUGAUUUUUAACCCUUUAGAAGUGGCUGGUAAUUUAGCCUCUAAACUCUAGCAUUGUAAAUCCAUUUUGUAUGCACUCAUAGUAAAAAAAAACUCAGCACUUUAAGGGUUAAUGAAGCAUUUACAUUGCCAGCUUCAUGUGAUUUUUUUUAAAAAUUGUUUGCAUGAUAAAGAAAAUGAAUGGAAUGGAUGACUGCCUGGGUAUGCGUUUCAGACUAUCAUCAUGAUGCUCCUGAGUUCAAACUCUAACCACUGCCAUUCCCCUGUCGUCCUGGGGGGGGGGGGAUCUGGGAUAGAAGAUAUUCAUCUUUGUUGUCUGAAUAAAGGUCCGAAAAGUGUUUUGAAAAAAAAACAGCAACAAAAUAAUGAAUGAAUAAAUUGAAAAAGGAAUGAAACAAAAAAAAAAAAAGAAAUCAACUUGUAUUGAUAUUUUGUAAUGUCACGAAAGACGUGUCUCAAAGAAUGACACCAAAUGUGUAUACUGAUGUUGUGCCGAGACUAGUCUGAGCCAGUGAAUUGUUGGUUCUACCAUUAGCCACAGGCUCCAAGUGUGUUCACGUUGGUUCUAGUUGUUAUAAGGAACAGCAUUAUCUUGUUGUGUCUGGUACAUGAAAUGUAAGAUGUUCUCUUUUGUUAUAUGUGUACACAGACAUUUGAAAAGGUGUUCAAUGAAGAAAGAAAGGAGGGAAAUGCUGUGCCAUGAGGAAACAAAGUCUCCAUGCAUUUAAGUUUUCAUAUUACAUUUUUACAAUUGACAACAUAUAUGCUGUCAAAAAAAAAAUGUUUCUUUGGAUCUGAGCAAGACUGUGUUGAUUGAAACUUAACUAGAUCUCUGUAACACUAGAUUCACUCUCCAAUUUUCUUUGUCCUUUAAUUUUAGAUUUAAAUUGUGUACUGUGUUGUAAAAAAAGAAAAUGUUAUGGCAUUAUUUUUGUCACUGGCCUAUGUAA
Biomphalaria glabrata is the source of this 8871-nucleotide messenger RNA. RefSeq names its product xylosyl- and glucuronyltransferase LARGE1-like. Lineage: Eukaryota; Metazoa; Mollusca; Gastropoda; Planorbidae. The record is from RefSeq and is a predicted model, not a curated record. Gene Ontology annotation, molecular function: xylosyltransferase activity; glucuronosyltransferase activity. Gene Ontology annotation, biological process: protein O-linked glycosylation via mannose. The transcript is spliced from 22 exons. The coding region runs from base 245 to 2425 and encodes 726 amino acids.